Molecule: messenger RNA, 1446 nt
Organism: Geodia barretti
Lineage: Eukaryota; Metazoa; Porifera; Demospongiae; Tetractinellida; Geodiidae
Source: the annotation of a GenBank genome assembly
AUGUUCGUCGUAGGCACAGCAGGACACGUCGAUCACGGCAAGUCAACUCUCGUCGAGGCCCUCACCGGCAUAGACCCGGACCGGCUCGCCGAGGAGAAGGAGCGGGGUCUGACGAUAGACCUCGGCUUCGCCUGGCUUCAAUUGCCCUCGGGCAACGAGGUCAGCAUCGUCGAUGUCCCCGGACACGAGCGCUUCGUGAACAACAUGCUCGCGGGGAUAGGCGGUAUAGACAUCGCCCUGCUGGUCGUGGCCGCAGACGAGUCGGUAAUGCCGCAGACGCGCGAGCACCUCGCGAUUCUGGACCUGCUUCAGAUACCACGCGGACUGGUUGCCCUCACCAAGAAGGACCUCGUUGAUGACGAGUGGAUAGAGCUCGUGAUGGCCGACGUAGAAGGGACUCUCGAAGGCACGGCCCUGGAGGGCGCACAGAUCAUGCCGGUGUCGGCCCACACCGGAGAGGGACUGCCGGAGUUGAUAGCCGCCAUCUCGUCCAUGACCGAGGAUAUUCCCGCGAAACGCGACCUCGCCCGGCCCAAGCUACCCAUAGAUCGAGCUUUCACGCUGACUGGCUUUGGGACCGUCGUCACGGGCACCCUGAUCGACGGCCAUCUCCAGACCGGUCAGGACGUCGAGCUGACCGUCGCGGGACAGCGCACCCGCGAUGAAGUGUGGCGUGGAGAGAUACUUACCAACCCGGGUUGGCUCAGGCCAACGACCGCGUUCGACGUUCACCUGCGCGUCCUGGAAGACGCGCCAAAUCAGCUGCGUCACAACAUGUACGUGACUGUCCACACAGGCUCCAGCGAGUCCGUCGCGCGCCUGCGUCUUUUCGAGGACGACCGCGCCCAACCCGGCGAUACGACAUGGGCGCAGCUGAAAGUUGACUCGCCCAUUGCCGUCGCCAAGGGCGACUACUUUGUCAUCCGAUCCAACAUGACUACACUGGGCGGCGGUAACAUCGUGGACACCCACGCGCCGCGGCCCAGGCGUCGCCACGUUCCAACCAUCGAGCGGCUGGAGAUCAUGGAACGGGGCUCGGACAAAGACGUGCUGCUGAAGACCAUCGAAGGCAUCGAGCCUGCCGAGUUUCGAGCCGUGGUCAACCGUGCCAACCUCAACGAAGACACCGCCCGUACGGAGUUGCAGGCGAUGAUCGCCAACAAUCAGGUGGUCAUCCUCGGUAGCGGCACGAUCACGCAGGCCACCAGUUUCACGUUCGCGCUGCGCCUGUCAGGCGCCAAAAGAGAGCUGCGUGUCGUAAGGCUGACGCUGACUGACUCCACAGUUGACGGCAUAACCAGGCAUCUUGCCGAGAACGGCGAGAUAACCGUGGCCGACGUGCGCGACCUUUUAGGUACAAGCCGCAAGUACGCGCUCGCGCUGAUGGACCACCUCGACCACGUGAGGGUCACACGGCGCGUCGGCGACGUCCGCGUGCUCAGGUAA